Messenger RNA from Zootermopsis nevadensis, 6273 nucleotides. RefSeq names its product PIH1 domain-containing protein Nop17-like (gene Nop17l). Gene Ontology annotation, biological process: axonemal dynein complex assembly. Lineage: Eukaryota; Metazoa; Arthropoda; Insecta; Blattodea; Termopsidae. The record is from RefSeq and is a predicted model, not a curated record. Gene Ontology annotation, cellular component: cytoplasm.
CAGUGGCUAUUGACCUGUGAUAAUGCAAUUUACAGUGGUUUAAUAUGCAAGACACGCCAGUUAAAAUAAAACGUAUUUUAUGUCAUAAAAAUGCAACUCGAAAGUAUACUGAAAUUAUUAAAAAAAACUCUUUAAUCACGUUAUGAUUAAUUCAGAAUCGGAAGUUCCCUAAAUGAGUUUGAGGUUCUGAUUCAAAAUAAAUGCGAAAAAUAAACUAUCGUUAUUAAAAUUAAAUAAGACUGUUCUCGCCGUCCGAAAAAUUCACUUAUAAUAUUUAUGAAGUUUUAAUACAAACUAGAGAUAGCAGAUCAACAAUGGCGUGAGGAAUGUAUACAGCUGAUUACCAGUGUGAAGGGUCAAUGAAAGUAACACUUACAUAUAUAAUUCUGUUAGAUUGAUAUAACUUAUAAAAUAGACCAUAUAUUUUAUUAUUACGAUAUUGUUCUUGACAUUUGUAAACACAAAUCUAUUUAUAGUUUUUAAUGGUGUUUAUUCCGGAACCGGCUCACUCGGGUAUGCUAAUCGUCUUGCUUGUAUUGGUAUUACCAGUGUAAACUGGUAGUCGAAGUUUCUAGCGUUUUAUAUCUGACCAGUGGGCAAUUGGGUUUGGUGGUGUUGUUGAUUUGCGUGUAGUAUUAUCAGUUUAAAAUUCAGUGAGGAAAUGGCACGACAGCGGAAAAGUUCGUCGUGGGAUGACCUGGAUUUGACUAGUGAUGAGGUGGAAAGACUUGGUGCUGCUUUGAAGAAGGAAGAAUUUCGAAACCUUCUGAUGGAAUAUGUGGAAGAAAUUAAUGACCCGGAAAACAAGAAGCAGUACGAAAAAGAAAUUACAGAACUUGAGAAGGAGAGAGGAAUUGAUAUUUCAUUUAUCAAUCCAGAACCUUGCUAUGUGAUAAAAUCCAGUGUUGAUGGCCAGAAGAAGGCGUUUAUAAAUAUUUGCCAAAAUGACAAAGUCGGCAAACCGACAUCGGUACCAAUGACAAAAUCAGGGUCCAGAGGACUCAAUUGGUCUCUCCCAUUGACGCAGGCCCCACCAAGAGACGAUCUGGAUAAAAAUGGGAAUCGGUGCACUGUUUUUGAUGUUGUGUUCCAUCCAGAUACACAUCGACUGGCAGUAAACAAUGCAGAAUUCAAGAAAAUGCUCAACAACACUGCACUGGAUGCUGUUGAAGACAAUUUUCAUGUACAGAUUGACAGGAAAAAUCUAAAAUUUCCAAAAAUGAAAUACAAAGGGUCUCCUACACCAUCAGUAAUCAGGAAGAAGAUUGAUAAUGUUCCUGUUAUGAAGGAAGAAUUUUCUAUACCAGAUGAUGUUUACCCUUACAGAUUUCCUGUUGAAGGCACAGAAGAACAAGCAAAAGAUGACAAGCAGAAUAAAAGAGGUAAUGAAAAUAAAGUUGGAAACACUUCUAGUACUGAAACACCAUACACUACUCCACUGUUUGUGAUAAAACACAGGCAGUCAAUUGACAUACAAGAUUUUUCAUAUGACAGGGAUGCAAAGUUGAAUGCAACUGUACCAAAGCAACUGAUAAUUGAAGUACAACUGCCUCUAUUGAAUUCAUCAGCAGAUAUGGUUCUAGAUGUUACUCAGAAAUCUGUAUCACUUAUAAGUGAAAAGCCAGCAAAAUACAAACUUAGUUUGUUAUUGCCAUAUGCAGUUCAUGAAGAAGCAGGAAGUGCUAAGUUUGACCAUAGUUCAAGGAAGUUGGUGAUAACACUGUCAGUCAGACAUGAAAAUUACUUGCAUUUGGCUGAUAUUGGGCGCGAGGACAGUGGUGUAGAAAGUGACCUGGGUCAUCGAACUCCCGAGUCUGGUAGUGAGGAAGAUGACAGUGUUAGGAACCACAAUUCUUUAGUAGAAAUUAAGGGAGAGGAAAUAGCGUUACUAGAAAUUACGUGUGAUGAGGCAUAUCGGACUAUGAACACAAAUAAGAAUAAAUUCUUGAAUCCAGAUGUGCAUUAUAUAUUUCCUCCAUUUACUUGUAAUGUUGUGGACAACCUUAUUGCAUUUACCCUUCAUGUUAAGAAUGUGGAACCAGAAUCCAUAGAAUUCUGUUUCUUGCGUGAAGAUGAACGUGGUAUUCAUCUUCGAUUCUCCUCAGUAGGUUCGGGUUUCUUCCCCAUUCACUAUGCUUUCUGCAUGAAAUUCCCAUGUCCCAUUUCUAUAUGUGAAGAAUCGUGUAGUGCAGAAGCAUGGGAUAACAAUGUUAUAUUACAAGUUCAGUUGAAGCCUUGUGAUACGAAUGUGGUGGAAUACUGGGCCGGAGCAGAUGUCAGUUCAAUGGCAAAGUAUGAUCUUCCAGAACCAGCAGCAUCUGUUAGGAAACUGGAGAGAUUUAAAAUCGAGGCUCUUAAUAACACUUCAGAUGAAGACAUGAAUGUAGAAGUAACCGCAUUUAGUGAAAAUGAAGUUGUUAUUGAGAUUUCUCAAGAUAAAAUUAAUAAGGAAGAACUCAUUGCUGUUGAUAAUGAGGAUAAUGAUAUUGAAGCAAAUAUUACUGAAUCACUAGUUGGUGUCGCUUCAAGUCAGCAAUGCGCCAACACAAGAACUGAAAUUUACCAGAAUGCUGAAGCAGUUUCUCAGUUUCGUGAUGAUAACAGGGUGCCACAGAAGUAUAGGUCCGUAUCUGAAUCAAGUGGAGAUGAAUCCAGUUUUAGCCCCAAUAAGAAGGGAAUUUUGAAAAAUAAUGGCCGAGUUAUCCGUAGCCUCUCAGAGUCGAGUAUGGAUGAUUAUGUGUGGUCAUCGUCUCUGGACAUGGUAACACAGUCUGGUUCAGAAUCGCGCAUUCCGGAAGAGGUGACGGAGGAGGACGAGGAGGAGAGAGAAGUCAAGAAGACUGUGCGUUUCAAUGAAGUUGUAUCACAAAAGACUUACAGGACCAACUCGAGCAUAUUGGGUCAGCGCAAAAAGAACCAACGAAAAAUGCGGAACAAGAGACGCUGUCAGGAACGUCGUGCAAGCGAGAGUGAAAAUUCAGAAGGAGAAGCUGAAAAAGAACGGGAGAGAGAUAAAAAGACUGACGACGAAAAGGAGAAGAGUGAAAUCGGGUUAGACGAGGAACUGUCAGCCGGCUGUGACGGUGGGGAUUCCAGUCCAGCAGUCAAAGACAGCAAAGAGCCUAAUAAGACAGAAGAAGAUGCGGGCAAGCCGUCUCAUGCCGAGUUACAGCCACUUAGUGCCGCAAAUCCAUCUAAACAGUUGCCCAGCAAAGGAAAGAAGAAGAAUCGGAAAGGAGCAACAGCUCUGCAGUCCAGUGUCUCCGGAGUUCCCCAGAUUGAAUUUGGGAGUGAUUUGAUCUUUGAUCUUGAAAUGUAAAGGCACUGUAAUAUCCAGCGGUUACUCCUUGCAUUAUGUGAUGCAUCUUAUCAUUAAUUCCUCUUUAUGUUUCGAUGCAUUAGAGUUCUUUAAUUUAUAGCUUUAAUUAGAAAUGUUUAGUACCUAGUCUUGGUAUUUUGUCCCUUGGUAAACAUUUUUAUUUUUUGAUAUCAUUGCAAGGGACAGAGGUAUAUUGACACUGUUUUUAAUUCUCCUUAAAAGAAGUAAGAUGCUUACUAUAAUAGCAACAUAGGCGGUAGGCCAUCAGUGAGAAAUCACAAUAAAAUUUCCCACCUUCGUGUAUGUGAUACGCAGUUUUCAUCUCAAAUACUGUUUUCAUAGUACAAAAUACUUUUCACCGUAUGCAUCUAAUUGCAUCCAUAGCAUAAAAUGAAUACAAAAAAACGGCGCAUCUUAAAUAUUAUUUGUUUGUUUUUUAUUUACGUUCUGGCAUUAUAGAUUUAUUGAUAAUGCCAUCACUUGUUAAAAGUUUGUUGUUCAUAUUUACAUAAAUAUUCAAAGUGCUUGAAUGAAGCGAUAGUGUUACUGCAGGAAAAAAUGUCAUAGACAACUUAAUGAAAUUUACUUUAUAUAAAUUAUUUCUUUGAUGUAAAGAUAAAGUAACAGAAAUUUAGAAGGCAUAAUCAAUUUUUAAUUAUAAUUUGAAGAUAUACGAUGAAAUAUGUUAAUUUAAAGUACCGCAAACAGACGUCGCAUCCUUCUCGUCACGAGAGAGUAAUAUGUCGCCCAUCACGUAGGUAGCCCACGUUACUUCCACUUCUACUUCUAGCGCUGCUUCCGUCGAUGGUACCUCACUCUAUUGGAGGUAUUCGGUGAAUGAAAAAUUGGCAAUGAAAUCCAUAUUCUGUGAUUUGAAAAUUAAAUCCAGAUUAUAUUAUUUAAAUGCCUUCAAAAUAUAUGUUAUUUGUCAGAAUUUUUUGUUUGAAAUUUCACAGUAAAAAUUAAACACUGGCCACAGACUUUCAAUUAUUAUUCAUCAGAUACUUUUCAUGGAUCACUUCCCCAUGGAAUUUUAUACAGUGUGCACUCUUGGAUUAACGUCUACAUAAUUUGAAGCAUCCGUGAAUUUUACAAUUUUGUAAAUCUUUUCUAAAUGUUGGAGAAAAUUAACAUUUCCUAAAAAAAAGUAUAAUAGGAAUGAAAUGUUUCUUGAUACGUUGUUACUUCACGAUUUGGUGAGUCAGUUUUCCCUACCACAUUACAGCGUUUCUGUUGGUAACACUGGUGAAGAGUUUUGAAAUGGCUGGAUGGAUCCGCUGUUCGAACGUUUGCGCUGCCUGUGAGGUGCCCUGAUCAGUGUUUCUGUCGUGUAUAUGACAUAUAUCUGUAGCUUUCAUAUCAUCGCUGAAUUUUAAAGUAUUACAAACAUCGCAGUUAUGAUUUUCCCUUGAUACUUAUUUCAGGGCAUAAACUAAUAAUAAAAUUAUUUUCAUGACUGAAUUUUCUGGAACAUGAUCAGAGAAAAUUUGUAAGGAAUUGACUCAGUUACUAGGUAAUAUUUUUAAUGACUUGUGAGCAGAUAAAAUUGUAAUUUAAUAUUCAGAAGCGCGUUAAUUAUUCCAAGCACAUCUGCGCGCAUACUGCAAAAUGUUUUGAUUUGUGCAGCAUUUGCUAGGAAUUUAGAGAUCGACCAUGUACUAGUGACAAUUUCAGAUACUGAUUCUGGAUUGCGUUACUGAACGGAAUGGAAAUAUGAUUCACUUUGUUAAACAUUUAUGAAGGGAAGCACAACUUUUCUUUUAAUUUUAUCUGCGGUAAAGAAGGUCGAAGGAACGAGACAAGUAUGUUUUCUGUCGCAUGCACCGCUUUGGACGUUUAUUUGAGAAACGUUUUUUGCAAGCAUAAAUUAUCGAAUGUAUACGAGUUGUUUGUCGGUACGAUAAGAUGGUUGGUGUAAGAAUAAUAACUGAUAUCUCUGUCCGCGUAGGAAUCUCUUUUAGAGAGUUUGAUAAGAUGGCGAAAAUGGCUAGUUACACCGAUUAUUCUCGAUUGCGGUUUUAAUUAUAAAAAUUUCAAGUAGGAAGUAGGUAAUGGAUGAAAUAGUGAUUAGUACAGAAAAUUCUAAAAAGGAUGAAGUUUUGUUAUAGGAAAGCUGCUAAGUAUGGUUUAGCAUUUCAUGUUAUAAUUUUUUUCAAGCUGGGGUAAGUAUUUUGUAUUUAUGUGUUUCGUAUGAUUCUCAGCAUAAACAGCGAUUACUUCCGUGAACCGCGUUAACAAGUUGACCUUUGUAAUGGUUUAAUUGUUUAAUUUGAAUUACUGACUACAUUUUUAAAUGUUAUUUGCAUUAUCUUUGGCCGUAAAGGGAUAAUGUGUGAGAUGAUUGUACAUUUUAAAUUCUGUCGUGUAAGUAAGGGCUGCUCAGAAGUAUGUUGGGUUUUAAAACAUUUUUAUUUGUCCAUAGAAAAUAUGUUUGAGGAAAUCUAGACAUGUUAUAUGUAUCUUACUUCAUGCUAUGCUCUAUACUAAAAUUACUAAGUACUGAAGUAUUGAAGGCUGCAGUAAUUUUGGUGGAAAGAAUUCUUCAGGAAGAGUGAAUAGCACCAUUUUGUUUGUAACACGUCAAGUCUCAACCAAAUUUUCUGAAUUUUCUUAUGUGUUGCCUAGCUCACCUCUUUCUUUGAUUUGUUUAAUGCUGCACUCCUAUGUAAGAUAAAUUUUGAUCCAUGAAGUAUUACAUCAAAUAAUGUUGAAGUAAGUUUAAUAAUUUUAAGACCAUGUCAGCUACUAUAUUAGUUUGUAGUUGUAAGCUGUUAGUGCAAAAUAGGCACUUUGGAAAAAAAAUGUUCAGUAGAAAACAUUGAAGAAGUAAGUUAGUUUCUGUUUGUAUUUACUUAAUUUAUCGGCUUUAGUGUGUGUCUUUCCGUGUUGGUGUUUUGGUUGUUUGGGAUAGUAGUGAUGUGUAAUGGGUAAUAAAAACAUCUUUUAUAAACAUU